This is a messenger RNA of Linum trigynum, 270 nucleotides long. Lineage: Eukaryota; Viridiplantae; Streptophyta; Magnoliopsida; Malpighiales; Linaceae. The record is from the annotation of a GenBank genome assembly.
AUGGCGACCGGCGAGGUGCUUGUCUAUUGUACUACUGUCGCAUGUCUCUGCUCAAUGACGGCGAAAUGCGGCAAGGAGGGUGUGCGGGCGGACGAACGGAGGUGUGGCUGGUGGCGUGGAGCUCGACCUCGGAGGCAGACAGAGACGAGACGACCGGAGGCCAAGGUGGGACCAGCGCGGCUGCAAAGGCUGACGCAUGCGGAGGUGGAGGAGGACGCGCGAUGGGCCGUUGGGGAUCUGGUGACGAGGAAGGGGGUUGUAACACCUUAG